This is a messenger RNA of Paramecium tetraurelia, 1797 nucleotides long. RefSeq lists its product as uncharacterized. The record is from RefSeq and is a predicted model, not a curated record. NCBI's taxonomy places the organism in Eukaryota, Ciliophora, Oligohymenophorea, Peniculida, Parameciidae. The transcript is spliced from 2 exons.
AUGGGAAAUAACUAGUCAUAGCGUAAAAAUCAUACAAAUUUCAAAACCAAGACUAAGGAACAAUUUAAGAAAUUAUUUUUAAUAAAGAAGGAUUGUCUCUUUUCAAAGUUAUCUUAAAAAACUUCAUCACUUAUUACAUGCUUCUUAAAUAUUUAAGAGUUAGAAAAUCUACUUUAGGUGUCAAAAACUACUUAUUAAAUCUUCAGUCAAACAUCUGGUUGUUUUCAAAUAGUAUGUUAAAGACUUCUGAAUGUUAAAUGUGAGAUAAUUUAAUCCUAAAAUUGGAAACUUAUAUUAUAAAGUAUAUUGUGUAUUCCAAUAAGAUCAUUACCUUAUGGAGAAGCAAUAAAAAGUGUAAGAUAUGAAACUAAAUAAUUCCCAGUAUUUAUAGAACAUAAAAUUAAUUAUAGUGGGUUUCAGAAGGCCAUUCCAUAUUAUGAAUAUAAAUUUGGGGAAAAAAAAUAACUUAUUAAGAAUUCUGAUUACAUAACAGCAUUGCAGUUUGCAACAAAUAACACCGAUAUAUUAUUAAGAGUGAGGUAAGGGUUUGAAAUCCAUACAUAAUUGCCAGAACUACUAAUGUUAAAUUAUAAUCUACAUGAUUAUGUAAAAAUAUAUUGUAAAUAUCUGGAAAUAAGGUUUUCUAAAUGUAAUUUAGAAUAAUUUAUAUAAAUUUGGCACCAUUAUUAAGGAUGGAUAAGUUCUGUAGAAAAUUAAACAUCAAACUUGAUAUUCUUGUUUAAUUAAAUCAUCGAUGAAAGUUUGCCUUAAUACAAGCUACCAAAGUAUACUGUUCGACACUUUAUGGUAUGCGAAUGGAUGAUUAAAGCUAAUAAAGCAGAAAUCAUUGAAAAAUUUAGAAAAGAAUUUAGUUUGUUGAUGAUAGAAUGUAGAAAUAAAAAAAAUAAAUCUUUAUUGUUAAGAUAAUAUGUUUAAUAUCUAAUUGAUAUUAGCACUAAUCAAAAUAAUAUUCAUAAAUAUGGCUAUUAUAAUUUCUAAUAUUGUGAAGAACUCAAUUAAUUAAUUAAUUUAGCAGUAAAUUUAAUUCCUAAUUUAAAUAUAGAGUAUUCAUAAGAUGAGGAAAUAUUAAUUUAUAUAUUUGGAUAGUAUGUAUACGAAUAUUAUAUAUUUGAAUAAUCAUCUGCUUUUAGAGUUGAAUAAUUCAAAUAUGAGAUUAAGCAGUUUCAUUAAGAAUGCUAAUAAAUGUCUAAAAUAUUAGUGAAGAAUUUUGAAGAAUAAAAUAAUAGUAUCUUUGGGAAUGAAAUUUAAAACUUUAGAUACUAGUUAUCCUUACAAUAAAAUGUUUAAAUAAAAAUUAGAUCUUUAUUUAAAUAAGUAGCCUUAAUCGAUGAGGACAUAUAAAAUUCUUCAGAAAACAUAGUAGCUGAAAGCUUAGGAACAUCUGGAGUAUCAUUAACAUCUACAAAUUGUAGUUCAGUAUUUUCAAGCGUAAAAAAUAAUGAUUAAUUAUAUCAUUAUAUAAAAUUUUAUUAAAAAGAUUUAUUUAAUAAAAUUUAAAGAUUUUACUGCAAGGAAUGGGAUGUCUAUUAGUAUUCAUUAGAAUAGGAACCAGUAAAUGAUAAUAUUUAUGAUAUUCCUGAAUUAGCUGAAUAUGAUUAUAUCUCACACUAGAAUUUGAUGGAAUUAUUUUUCAACAGAAUUCAAAGGUCAAAUGCUAUUUGUUAAUUAGAAAGAAGAUAAACGAUUUUGGCAUCCAAUUACUAGUUCAAUCACUAGUAACUCUAAACGCAAUCGCUUAAUCAAUCAGAAUCACUUUUAAAAUGCCUUUUAACAUGA